Messenger RNA from Sphenostylis stenocarpa, 678 nucleotides. The record is from the annotation of a GenBank genome assembly. NCBI's taxonomy places the organism in Eukaryota, Viridiplantae, Streptophyta, Magnoliopsida, Fabales, Fabaceae.
AUGGCGAAGUCUAUUGCAUUCGAGAACACCGCCGGAGCAGAAGGACACCAAGCAGUGGCUCUUCGCGUGCAGGGUGAUCGUUCAGUGUUUUUUGAUUGUGCAAUGCGCGGUUACCAAGAUACAUUGUACGUACACGCCCACCGUCAGUUCUACCGUAACUGCGAAAUCUCUGGAACAAUCGACUUCAUCUUCGGCUACGCUACCACCUUGAUCCAGAACUCGAAGAUCUUGGUGAGGAAGCCAGGCGUGAACCAACAGAACAUAGUGGUGGCAGAUGGAACACAGCAGAAGAACAUGCCCACAGGAAUUGUCCUCCAGAACUGUGAGAUCUUGCCCGACCCUUCACUGGCCGCUGAUCGCUUGACCGUGAAGACAUACCUUGCCAGGCCAUGGAAGGCAUUCUCCAGGGCAGUGUUCAUUGAGAAUGUGAUCGGUGACUUGAUCCAGCCAGUGGGAUACAUUCCUUGGAACGAUCUUGAGCCCAACACCCAGGACUGUUACUUCGCUGAGUACGGCAACAGUGGACCAGGUUCCGUUGCUACAUCAAGGGCACCCUUUGCAAAAGGUAUCAUCAGCAGGGAAGAGGCUGCCAAAUACACUGCUGAGCCCUGGCUCCAAGCUAGCGCCUGGUUGCCUGCCACUUCCGUUCCUUUUGACUCCAGCUUUGCCAAAGCUUAA